Molecule: messenger RNA, 1560 nt
Organism: Hirsutella rhossiliensis
Lineage: Eukaryota; Fungi; Ascomycota; Sordariomycetes; Hypocreales; Ophiocordycipitaceae
Product: major facilitator superfamily domain-containing protein
Exons: 4
Coding region: 1-1560 (519 amino acids)
Biological process (GO): transmembrane transport
Molecular function (GO): transmembrane transporter activity
Source: RefSeq, a predicted model, not a curated record
AUGGUCCAUCGCCUUUCCGCUCUGCUGUGCUACAUGCAACAGGAUGCCGCCUCCGCACCAACCCACAAUCCCGGCUGUUACAGCGUGGUGGUCGCACUGCGCACCCAGCGUGUCCUGCGGUUGGCCACGGGCACGAGAACCUGCGAUGUGGCCUGGUACGGCACCGCGUACCUGCUCUUCAUCACGGCGCUGCAGCCCGUGUACGGCUCCGUGUACAAGUACUUCUCCACGGAUGUCGUGUACCGGCUGUCGAUACUCAUCUUUGAGGUCGGCUCCAUCAUCUGCGCCGCCGCCGUAAAUUCGCCCAUGUUCAUCGUCGGCCAAGCCGUCGCGGGCUUCGGGGCCGCGGGCGUCCUGCAGGGCGCGCUGAGCAUCAUCAGCCAGGUCGUGCCGCUGGAGAAGCGCCCGCUGUACAUGGGCAUUGUCAUCAGCGUCUUUGUCGUCACCGUCACCAUCGGCCCGGUCCUGGGCGGGGUCUUUGUGCAGCACAGCACCUGGCGCUGGUGCUUCUGGAUCAACGUCCCUAUCGGCGCAGUCGUCCUCGCGGGGCUCACCAUCUUCCUCAAGGUCCGUGGCGCGACCAACAAGGACCGCGCGCUGCCCUUCAAGGCCAAGGUCAGCAACAUGGACCCUCUUGGCUGCGACGUCUUCAUCGGCGCCAUAUGCUGCCUCCUGCUCGCGCUCCAGUGGGGCGGCCAGCAGAAAGCUUGGAGUUCGGCAGACGUCAUCGGGUGCCUAGUAGGGGGCUUCCUCAUCGCCGCCUUGUUUGCCUACUGGCAGUGGAGGCGAGGGGAUGUGGCCCUGAUACCUCUCCGGGUGCUGAAGAAGCGGUCGAUUUGGACCGGCGCCGUGGUGCUGUUCUUCUUCGGAGCUCAGACAUACGUGGUGAGUGGCAUGGUCAAGCAGUUUGGCAGCUACGUCCCGUACAUGGUCGUCGGCGAGCUCAUCGCCAUCGGCGGGCAGGCCAUGCUGACGCUGAUCCAGCCGGACAGCAGGACGCUCUACUGGGCCGCCGGGCUCGUCGUGGCGGGCCUCGGCACGGCCAUGGCCAUGCAACUGCCCUACACGGCCGUCGCCAUCGUGCUCGCGGACGACGACAUCCCCGUGGGCAACGCCAUCGCCGUGCUCUUCUACCAGCUCGGCGGCGCCGUGUCCAUAUCCAUGGGCCAGACCAUUAUCAUCACGACGCUGCUGGACCUCGUGGCAAGGCGGCUGCCGGGCCUGUCGCCGCAGAUGGUCAUCACGGCGGGCGCGGCCAACAUGCCCGCGCUGGGCCCCACGCCGGAGGCGCUGGAGGUGCUGCGCGAGAUCUGGAACACGGCAAUUGCGAGGACCAUGAUACUGGCUACGGUGCUGCUGGGCGCGACGGUGCCGUUCACGCUGGGCAUGGAGUGGCUCAAUGCGGUCAGGGUGGCCAAACAGAGGAAGGCGGCCGAGGCGGACCGGGACAGGGGCAUGAGGCCGGGGCAGGAGUGUACGGACGGCAGCGCUCCACAGACCGUCGUGGACAUCGAGGGGAGCAAGGAGCCCCUCAACCUGGCUGUAGAAGAACGUGUGUAG